This is a messenger RNA of Chanos chanos (milkfish), 579 nucleotides long. It is a transcript of the gene bloc1s2, whose product is annotated as biogenesis of lysosomal organelles complex-1, subunit 2. Gene Ontology annotation, molecular function: gamma-tubulin binding. Bases 13 to 555 code for a protein of 180 amino acids. Lineage: Eukaryota; Metazoa; Chordata; Actinopteri; Gonorynchiformes; Chanidae. The transcript is spliced from 5 exons. Gene Ontology annotation, biological process: lysosome localization; endosomal transport. The record is from RefSeq and is a predicted model, not a curated record. Gene Ontology annotation, cellular component: BLOC-1 complex; gamma-tubulin complex; BORC complex.
GUCAGCUGAAAAAUGGCCGCGAUGGGGGAGAAGGCAGCUGCCAUGGACAGCAUUUCUAGAGCUCCCGCUCCACCGUCCGCCCUGAACCUCGCGACAGACACGGCUGUGAGGGGAGAAAACACUUGUCCUGAAGGUGCAACGGAACCGACAACAACUGCUCCUAAAAAGCCCAGUAACAAUAAUGACGGAGGUGUGGAGACCGCGGAGGAGGCGACCGAGCCAGCAGAGCAAGACAUUAAUGAGCUGUGUAAGGACAUGUUUGAGAAAAUGGCGAUCUUUCUGCAGGGAGAACUCACAGCUACAUGUGAGGACUACAAGUUACUGGAGAACAUGAACAAACUCACAAGUCUGAAGUACAUGGAGAUGAAGGACAUAUCAGUCAACAUCAGCCGAAACCUGCAAGACCUUAAUCAGAAAUACGCCAGCUUGCAGCCCUAUCUGGACCAGAUCAAUCACAUUGAGGAGCAGGUGACUGCUCUGGAACAGGCAGCUUACAAACUGGACACUUACUCUAAGAAACUGGAGGCCAAGUUCAAAAAACUGGAGAAGCGGUGAAGAGUGUGUGUGUGUUUGAGAGUG